Lycium barbarum (goji berry) is the source of this 2162-nucleotide messenger RNA. RefSeq lists its product as uncharacterized. Bases 77 to 2062 code for a protein of 661 amino acids. The transcript has 6 exons. The record is from RefSeq and is a predicted model, not a curated record. NCBI's taxonomy places the organism in Eukaryota, Viridiplantae, Streptophyta, Magnoliopsida, Solanales, Solanaceae. Gene Ontology annotation, molecular function: protein binding.
UAUAUCGUGUGAUAUAUUGAUUCCAACUAUACUUACAUUAUUGGUGAUCAAGAGAGUGCAGACAUACAAAACUAUAAUGGAGAGCCAGCCUUCCCGGUAUUACUCAGCAUCUAAUUCAGAUUAUCAACCUCCUAAUUCCAGUCCCCAGCCUGUUCUAUUUCUUAAUGGCAAGAAACUGAAGUAUCUUACUGUAUAUCAGAUACUAUAUCAAGCUGCUUUGAAAGAUAAUUGGAGAAUUGCUGAACCAAUUUUAAAGAAGGAUCCAAGUUUUGCCACUCAUCAGAUAUCGGAGCGGGGUGAAACAGUGCUUCACAUAGCAGCAGCAGCAAGAAGCACCAAAAUUUUGGGACAGCUAAUGAAACUAAUGAAAACAGGUGACUUGGAACUGCUAAAUCUUGAUGGAAGUACGGCAUUCUGUUUUGCAGCUGCAUCGGGGCUUGUUGAAAUUGCUAAAGCAAUGAAGGAAAAGAAUCCGAAUCUGCCUAACAUCCGCGGUGAGGACAAUGCAUUACCAAUCACUGUGGCUGCUAUGGUUGGGAACAAAGCUAUGGUUUCAUACCUUUAUGGGGUCACAAACCUUGAUGCGCUACAGGAAAAAGACCGAUACGAUCUUCUGGAAACGUUUAUCCAGAACGAGAUGUAUGAUGUGGCAUUGAAUAUAUUCGAGAAGGACCGGAAAUUAGCCAGUCAGGUGUUAGAAGGAGAUACACCAGUCUUAAAUGCGUUAGCUAGGAAGUCUUUAGUGAUCAGUAACCAAAAUCAAGGAGGAAACUGGGAGAGAUAUCUCAUUGUACGAGCUUGUUCGCCGGCGUGGAGAAUGUUUAAGAGUGCGAUUUCCAUGGCCAGGAGGCAAUUCAUUCCAUGGAUCAAAGUUCAGGUACUCCAGGAAAAAGCUUUAAUGAAGGAGCAAGCUGGUCUUCUACUUGAAGAGCUCUGGGCAGAGUGUCAAAGAAGUUCAGAGGAUAAGCUACUUAAGCUAGUCGAAACGGAAAGUUUGCUCCAUACGGCUGCAAAAACAGGAAAUGUAGAGUUUUUAGUUGUGGCUAUUAGCAAUAAUCCUGAUCUCAUAUGGAAAGUCGACAAAUAUAACAGGACCAUUUUCCACGUUGCUGUUUUAUACAGAGAGGAAAAAGUCUUCAGUCUUAUACACCAAAUUGGAGCAAUUAAAGACUUACUUAUUCUACUAACAGAUGAAAAUGACAAUAACAUUCUACAUUUGGCUGGAAAGUUAGGGCAGCCAGUCCAUAAACAUAAAAUACAGCUAGCGCCUUCAGCAGCUGGUGCAGAAUCAGUUCAGCAGCCAGAGCCUUCAUAUAAUGCUAAAGUUAUAAAAUCACUUGAGCAGCUGUUGCAAUCUGUUAAGGGGGAAGAGAGGAAUAUGCCGCCAUCAUUUCUCAGGGUGUCUGGAGCAGCCCUUCAAAUGCAAAGAGAGAUGUUGUGGUUUAAGGAAAUGGAGAAAAUUGUACCACCUUCACACCUCAGGAUGAAAAACAAGGAUGGGAAAACCCCGAGGCAAUUAUUCACAGAGGAGCACAAGCAAUUACUAAAACAAGGGGAAAUGUGGAUGAAAGACACUGCAAAUUCUUGUAUGAUUGUUGCAACUUUGAUUGCCACUAUGGUGUUUGCUGCUGGCUUUACUGUUCCAGGUGGUAAUAACGGUGAUAACGGUAUCCCAAUAUUGCUAAAAUUGAAUGCCUUUGCGGUUUUUGUCAUAUCGGAUGCACUGGCACUCUUCGGUUCAAUUGUUUCCAUCAUUAUGUUCUUGUCCAUUCUGACGUCGCGCUAUGCUGAAGACGAUUUUCUUGUGUCAUUGCCUGCAAAGUUACUGUUUGGACUCACGACGCUGUUUGUCUCGAUAGUUAGCAUGCUCGUGGCUUUUGCAGCAACCUUCUUCUUGGUCUAUAGUAAUCAUGUGGCUUGGGAGCCAAAGCUCGUUGCUGCUUGUGCUGCUAUUCCUGUAGCUUUAUUUGGGUGUUUACAGUAUAAACUAUGGUUUGAUGUGGCAAAAUCGACAUACUGGUCCAAGUAUCAUUUUAGACAGGGAAAGCACACUCUCUAUUAACAACGGGGCCUGCGCUGCAGAUAAGCGGGCUAUUGGAAUAUCUUUUAUUGUAAUAAGAACCAGGAUUCUUGUUUUAGAAGGUGAUGGCCUGUUUUAAAUA